GGCGGCUGGGUGUGCGUGGGUGGCGGCGAGGAGGGGCUGAGGGAGGAAGCUGGCUCCCGAAGCUUCCUUCGCCUCAAAGACAGACCGACAGACAGACAGACGGCCAGCCAGAGGCGGCCAGCGGGGGGCACAGCUGCUCCGGCGAAUCUCGCGGCCCAGGGAGCUGCCCCGGCUGGGGCCGCCCAGCAUGGUCCAGGCCCGCGGGGGGCAGCCAUGACCCAGCCUCCGGCCGCCCAGGCCCCCGCCAAGAAGCACGUGCGUCUGCAGGAGCGGCGGGGCUCCAGCGUGGCCCUGGUGCUGGACGUCCGGUCGCUGGGGGCCGUGGAGCCCAUCUGCGCGGUGAACACCCCCCGCGAGGUGACCCUGCACUUCCUGCGCUCGGCCGGGCGCCCCCUCACCCGCUGGGCCCUGCAGCACCAGCCGCCCGGCUCCCGGCAGCUGGAGGAGGAGUUCCUGAAGAUCCCCCCAAACUUCGUCAACCCCGAAGAGCUGGAUGUGCCAGGACACGCCUCCAAGGACCGAUACAAGACCAUCUUGCCGAAUCCCCAGAGCCGCGUGUGCCUCAGCCGGGCACGGAGCCAGGAGGAUGGCGACUACAUCAACGCCAACUACAUCCGAGGCUACGCCGGGCGGGAGAAGGCCUACAUCGCCACCCAGGGCCCCAUGCCCCACACCGUGGCCGACUUCUGGGAGAUGGUGUGGCAGGAGGGCGCCCCGCUCAUCGUGAUGCUCACGCAGCUGCGCGAGAGCGAGGAGAAAUGUGUCCACUACUGGCCCGCGGACGAGGACUCGUACGGCCCCUUCCGGGUCCGGCUGCAGGAGGAGCGGGAGCUCCCGGAAUACACCGUGCGGCGGCUCACGGUGCAGCUCCAGGAGGAGUGCCGGGCGGUGAAGCACGUCCUGUUCUCGGCCUGGCCCGACCACCAGACCCCGGAGUCGGCGGGGCCGCUGCUGCGCCUGGUGGCCGAGGUGGAGGAGAGCCCGGAGGUGGCCGCCGGCCGGGGGCCCAUCGUGGUCCAUUGCAGCGCCGGGAUCGGCCGCACCGGCUGCUUCAUCGCCACCCACAUCGGCUGCCAGCAGCUGAAGGCGCGGGGGGACGUGGACAUCCUGGCCAUCGUGUGCCGCCUGCGGCUGGACAGGGGGGGCAUGAUCCAGACGGCGGAGCAGUACCAGUUCCUGCACCACACGCUGGCCCUGUACGCCGCCCAGCUGCCCGGGGAGCCCAGCCCCUGACCCCUGGCGCCCUCCACCAGCCCAGGCGCCCCCUUCCCCAGGCCCGGGAUGGCGGUGCGUCAGGAGAAAGGGGACCUCGAAACUCAGGGAGCGUGUGUGGCCACCAAACCCUGGUCAGCCAGGACCACGGCCAGGCUCCGGGCCUUGACCGCUGGCCACUCCUCUGCUGCCUCUAGUGCCCCCGGUGGCCGUCAGGGGAGCUGCGUUCCAGCAGACCCCAGCCGGGCAGCCG
Molecule: messenger RNA, 1465 nt
Organism: Pipistrellus kuhlii (Kuhl's pipistrelle)
Lineage: Eukaryota; Metazoa; Chordata; Mammalia; Chiroptera; Vespertilionidae
Gene: PTPN7
Product: protein tyrosine phosphatase non-receptor type 7
Exons: 10
Coding region: 214-1233 (339 amino acids)
Biological process (GO): protein dephosphorylation
Molecular function (GO): protein tyrosine phosphatase activity
Source: RefSeq, a predicted model, not a curated record